Molecule: messenger RNA, 1946 nt
Organism: Myotis myotis
Lineage: Eukaryota; Metazoa; Chordata; Mammalia; Chiroptera; Vespertilionidae
Gene: GP6
Product: glycoprotein VI platelet
Exons: 8
Coding region: 81-1136 (351 amino acids)
Source: RefSeq, a predicted model, not a curated record
UCUCUCUCAUCACGUCCGUCCAUCCGUCCGGUGUCCCUGCUCCAGCCCCUCACGGCUUCCCUCUGAGCUGCGGAGUCAGGAUGGGCACAGGAGCCAUGUCCCCGUCUCGGUCUGCCCUCUUCUGUCUCGGGCUGUGUCUGCGGCAGGUGAUACAGGCUCAGGACGGGCCACUGCCCAAGCCCACCCUCCGGGCCCUGCCCAGCCCCCUGGUGCCCCUGGGCACGCCGGUGACCGUCCGCUGCCAGGGCCCCCCCGGCGUGGACUUGUACCGCCUGGAGGAGCUGAGGUCCGGGAAGUACAUGAACGUGGCCUCCCUCAGCAUCCCGGCCAUGGAGCACACCUCUGCUGGGCCGUACCGCUGCUCCUACCAGAACGGCAGUCGCUGGUCCCUGCCCAGCGAGCAGCUGGAGCUGGUGGCCACCGGAAUUUAUGAGAAGCCCACGCUCUCGGCCCAGCCUGGCCCGGAGGUGUCCCUCGGAGGGGACGUGACGCUCCAGUGCCGGAGCAAAUACGGUUUUGACAAAUACGCUCUGUACAAGAAGGGGGACACUGGGCCUUACAAGGGCCCUGAGCGGUGGGACCGGGCCAACUUCCCCAUCAUCACGGUCACGGCCGCCCACAGCGGGACCUACCGGUGCUACGGCUUCUCCAGCAGCAACCCGUACCUGUGGUCCGCCCCCAGCGACCCCCUGGAGCUCGUGGUCACGGGGACCUCUGGGACACCCAGCCAGUCACCCACAGAAGCACCUUCCUCUACAACACGGCCUUCUAGGGAUACCACCAUCUUUUCAGGGGGGCCGGACUCUACAACUGAGCUUUCUAGGGACACCACCAUCUUUUCCAAGAGGCCAGGCUCUACAACUGGCCUUGCCCAUCAGGACUACACUAAGGGGAACCUGGUCCGGAUAUGCCUCGGGGCUGCGAUUCUCUUACUCCUGGCGGGCAUCCUGGUAGAAGACUGGCGCAGCCGGAAGAAAUUCCCGCUGCACUGGGUCCCGGCUGUCCACAGGCCACUCCCACCCCUCCCACGGGCUCAGAAGUCACAAAGUGGUCAGGGCGGGGGUCGACUAGUUGGCCAUCCCCAGGGUUUGCCACCAUCAGAACCUCAAGAUGUGGUUGUACCCAAGAGGUCAUGAGAACAGGGAGGGGACUUGGCGUGCGCGCGCGCCCGCGCGUGUGUGUGUGUGUGUGUGUGUGUGUGUGUGUGUGUGUGUGUGUGUGUCUCUUCUUGGGGCUCCGUCAAGGAGCCCUUGAGUCAGUGUCUAUUUGGCUUUCUGAUUGCUUCUCAGCCUUUAAGGCCAAGUGCACUUGGCUUUCUGUUGAUUAACCAAAGAACUUAUAUGCAUAUAUUCAUUGCUCAUGGACACAGACAAUAGGGUGGUAAAAGCCUGGGGCCGGGCUGGGCGGGAACUGGGUGAAGAGGAGCAAUGGGGGGAAGAAAUGGAGGACAUCUGUAAGACUCAACAAUGAAGAUUAAAAAAAAGAGAACUCCCUCUGUUUGGGGUGGAAAGAAUCAAACCAGCAACCCCUCAGUCCACCGGCCAAUGCUCUAUCCACUGAGCCAAACCGGCUAGGGCUAGUCCCUCAUGUCUUGCACAUUGUGGCUCUUACAACUUCCUCACCGCAUCAUCAUACUUCCCUCUUUUUUUUUAAAAAAAUGUUUUCAUCGAUUUUUAGAUAGAGAAAUGGAGAGGAGGAUAGAAACACUGCUUAGAGAGAAACAUCGAUUGGCUGCCCCCUGUACACCCCUCUACUGGGGAUGGAGCCAACCACCUGGGCAUGUACCCUGACUGGGAUUCGAACCGGUGACCUCUGGUGCAUGGGAGGAUGCUCAAUCCACUGAGCCACUGGCCGGGCUUCCCUCUUUCUCCAGCCUUCUCUCAGGUGGCUCCUGGAUGGACCCCUGCCUCUGGUCUGACUGUUAAUAAAUACAACCUCUUCCACAA